Cricetulus griseus (Chinese hamster) is the source of this 1110-nucleotide messenger RNA. NCBI's taxonomy places the organism in Eukaryota, Metazoa, Chordata, Mammalia, Rodentia, Cricetidae. The record is from RefSeq and is a predicted model, not a curated record.
AUCCCGUAUAAAAUUCUGAAGGGGCACAGCCACAUGGUGAGUUCCUGCCACUUCUGCUCGAACGACACGAGGCUCCUCAGCGCCUCCUAUGACUGCUCCGUGAAGCUGCCCGGACAGGUCUGUAUGGCAGCGUUGCUAGAGAAGAGAGAGCAGGUGGUAUUGGACGUCAAAGUCUUGGAUGAAGAUGACUGGGGGCUGGGGGCCACAUGGGAGGACGCUCCGUUCUGGGUGGUCGAGCAUGACGUCACUGCAGAGGACAGAGUGCUGGUGGCGUCAUCCUAUGAUAAGAUUGUGAGGGCUUGGGAUGUCGAGACGGGAAAGCUUCUGUGGAAAGUCAGGUAUGACACCUUCGUCGUGUGCUGCAAAUUCUCCCCCGACGGAAAGUACGUGCUCUCUGCCUUGGACGUGGAUCGCGGGAUCUGCUUAAUGGAUCCAGACAACAUCACCAACGUGAUCCAGGUCAAAGGCGGCGCUCUCGGGUGUCCUGGGAUGGUGUGCCAGCAUGCACCCCACCUCUGUUUCAGGGCCCACGACAAUACGAUCUCAGACUGCUGUUUCAACUUCAGCGGCCACUUUCUGUGCACCUGCUCGUGGGAUAAAAAUAUAAAAGUGUGGAACGUCCACACGGGGGAGUUCCGAAAUCAAGGAGCCUGUGUGACCCUGAUGAAGGGCCACGAGGGCUGUGUAAGUUCCUGCUGCAUCACCAGAGACAGCUCUUGUCUCAUUUCUGGUGGAUUUGACAACAGUGUGGCUAUUUGGGAUGUAGGAGAUGGCUACCGGAAGUUGUCAUUGAAGGGCCAUGAUGACUGGGUGAUGGAUGUUGCCGUUAGCGACAACAAGAAAUGGAUCCUCUCUGCUUCAAAGGACAACUCCCUGAGACUCUGGAAUAUUCAAGAGGUCGACAAAAUCCCUCUGGUAACCGAGAACAAAAGGACUAUGGGCUGCAAAGUCCAGCAGUGCAAACGCUGCGAGCAGCUUUUCCCCGCCUUUGACACGGACAACCUUUCUAAACUGCCGAGCCGGUGCUCGUUCUGUCGGGUAGAGGAUAAGAAAGUAGGGUUGGCUUCUUCUUCGUCAUCAAAGUCCAGCUUUGACUCCCUGCCCAGCUGA